Aspergillus ibericus CBS 121593 is the source of this 531-nucleotide messenger RNA. Its product is annotated as Zn(II)2Cys6 transcription factor domain-containing protein. The coding region runs from base 1 to 531 and encodes 176 amino acids. Gene Ontology annotation, cellular component: nucleus. Gene Ontology annotation, biological process: regulation of DNA-templated transcription. Gene Ontology annotation, molecular function: DNA-binding transcription factor activity, RNA polymerase II-specific; zinc ion binding. The record is from RefSeq and is a predicted model, not a curated record. The transcript has a single exon. NCBI's taxonomy places the organism in Eukaryota, Fungi, Ascomycota, Eurotiomycetes, Eurotiales, Aspergillaceae.
AUGCCGCCAGACAGGGCCAAAACGGCCUGCAACUCCUGCCGAGAGAAAAAACGGAAGUGCAAUGGCCACCAGCCGUGUAGCAAUUGCGUCAAAUCCGGCCACGACUGCAUCUACGUCCUGAAUCCGCGCAAGCGCCGGCGUCCCAAUGGAGGAUCUUCGAACCCAGCCGAUUUGCGCGAAAGCUCGUCCCCCGAAGGACCGGCAGCUAUCAAUUCGGGGGUCGUAUUGGCAAGUAAACUUGCCGGGGCUGCGAUUGUUCCCUUCCCCGUGCGCCUCUGCUCGUGGAAUCUGGGGCUGUCGCCCAUAUAUAGAGGCCCGGAUCUUGAGGAUACCUCUAUCAAGCUAGUUUCUGCACCGUCUUUCAUCACGGAGUUCUUGACGAAUGGGGAUUUCCGUGCCAUGGUGGAUACGUACUUCAAGGACAUACACCCUGUGUAUGACUUCCUCGAUCCCGAAAUGGUAACCCGUGCCGUUGACUAUGUGAUGUCCGAGAGACCCUCGCUGUGUCAUCCCAAGCACUGUUGCUCUUGA